AUCUUGGCUCGGCGGGCACAGCGUUCGUUUCAUCGGUUCGGCUCGCUUCAUCGCUUUGCAGAACGCUCUGAUAAAUAAGAACACUUAAGUAAAGGAGCGCUAAGCGAGUCAUUAAAAGGCUCCCGUCUCAGCUCUCUCUCUCUCUCAUUGGCACUCCGAAUGAACAGCAUUAAGGAAAGUAUUUUCCUAAAAAAUAUUUUAAAUUGUGAAGGUGAAUGCUUUUUAACGAAGGCCGUAGCCAUGCGGGUUUGCAGACGGAGUGGACUGCGAUAAAAAUAAAAGUUCAUCUGCUCAUCUUCGACAGCCUAAAGACACGAAGAGAUUUAUGCACACUUAUUCACGCGCCGUAUUUACUUUUUUCCUUCACAUACUGGACACGAUCCACGCGUUAACGUUAUGCUACGGUAACGGUGGCCUCUGUGAUAGCGACUGCACGACGGGUUCCUCAAGCCGCGCUCCCUGACUGACGUGAUUACGGACCAUUCAAUGCCAGGACCUGUGGUAGGAGGCAAGCCGGGUCAAGGCAGGUAAUGUCAACAUAAUAGCCCGAAAAUCCUUCCAGCAAAUAAAGCGGCGUGAAGGACGGCAAGUGGGAAACUUUAAGACCAAUAACUGAAAAAAAAGAAAACUAGCAGCGAAGUUCACACGAGCGCAUUUUGUCAGCUUACUAGGAUUAUCUGCGAAUGCGGAUACGUUUAGCUUCCAGGACCUUGGUUGUCAGGUGACGGGAAGUUCGGCGGCAGCAACAGGAGCCUCGAAACUCUGGAUUUCGCACUCAGGUACGCUGUGGUAACCUGCUAUGGGGGACAUGAAGACACCCGAUUUUGAUGAUUUAUUGGCAGCUUUCGACAUUCCUGACAUUGAUGCCAAAGAGGCCAUACAGUCAAAUCCUGAUGAACCUGAUUCUGGACAUGCAAAUAAACAAGGGACAAGCCAUGGGGUGGUUCUUCCUCAUGCAUCUGGUCAUGAAGAACAUUCUAACAUACUACCUUUAGAUCCACCUGUGGUAAGCGUGAUUGUAAAGAAUAGGGUGCGGCAAGAAAGUUUUAGUGAGCAGGACUCUGAUACCGACAGAACUGAACGAGAGAGUAGCAUCAGCAGGUUGGCGGCAGUUGCAUCUCCAGUAACUUCAGGCCCAUCCAAUCCUGCUGUUGCUUUAGUGGAUUCAGCCACCAGCUUAAUGCAGAAUGGGUAUGGAACUUCCUCGUCAACUGUUGCUGAAUCCUUAAAAUCUCCAGAUCUAUGCCUUCCACAGCGAGAUAUGCAGACAUCGUCAAAUGGAGAGCUGUGGUCUCCACACUCACCUAAAACAUCUCCAGAAAUUUCUUCAGACUCUGGUGGCAGUAAAUCUCUGAAUAUAUUUUCUAGGCUCAGACCCCUUGUAACAAGUCCAAGCCUUUCAGAGUCUAGAGCAACCCUGCGAGAGCGCAAAUCCUUGCAGAAACGACAGCACAGUCAAGAGGAGAAUAAAAAGGAUGCGGUGCCUGACAUAACUGAGGUUUCUUGUGAUGUGUCAGAUCCUGCAUGUGAUAGAAACCCUUUCUUUACUUCGUCUUCUCCCAAAAGUGCUUCUUUGUCACUUACACAAUUAAAUUUAGAAGCACCAAAUGUAAGCAGUGGUGCAUAUAGUCCUCCAAGUCCUGUAUCACCAGCUUCUGCUUUCCCAGCACCUUCCCUUUUCAGCACAAGUCAGAAGAUUCCUCAAGGCCAGGGUUCCAUGGCUUCCCCAGGGUUGGACUCUGAAGAUUCAGAUCCUGAUAUUGGAAGCCCCUUAAUUAUCCAAGAAAGUCCAGAGUCUCCUUCAGCCAAUGUGCAAAAGUCCAAUAACCUUAGUCCACUUCCUUUAGGACAGAUGACUCCUGAGCCUCAGGAAUGUGAGGAACCACAUUAUCCUGAAUCAACUGCACUUCCUUCAUCCUGGUCCCCUUCACAGGCUAAGCCAGUAGGGGAGGGCCUCAACAGCCAGAAGAAAAGUCCAGAUCAUAUUGUGGAAGAGAGAGAUUCUCCACAGAGCCCUGAACCUGAAGCUCUCUCAGCACCUAAAAGUAACAAACCUGAGACUGCUAAUGUUAGUUCCAGUAAUCCACCACUCAUUUUUCCUGCCUGCAACAGCCCCAGAUCAAUCAAAGAGGAAGCAACAAUGCCUAAAAUAUCCUCUAUUGAGUCCCCCCAAAUUAAGGAUAGUCCAGAAAGCCCAAUAGAAGAAGAAGGAGAUGGUCAGAGAGGGAAUAUCAGCAGAGGAGGAAGCUGUAGAAACAGCAACAGUGGAGGAGGCAGUGGCAGCAGCAAUGCUGGUUCCCCAUUAUCCACCUCUUCUCGACCAUUAAAAGUUCGGAUUAAAACCAUUAAGACAUCCACUGGAGGGAUUACAAGAACCAUAACCCAUGUGGCCUCUGCUCAGUCAGCACUGGCCUCUGAAGGCCAAAAGGUCAUGUCGGAGCCAGAACCAAUAAAAACAGAGAGAACAGAAGUGCCAGUAUAUGAGGAUGUGUUGAGCAAAUCUGCAGAAUCUUCUAAGAAAAAAAUUGAACAGGCUUCCAAAAUUGUCAGUCUUCAACUUGGAAAUGGUACUCGCAUCAAGGGCACUAUUCUUCCAGUAUCCACCAUUGAAGAUGCCAGCACAGCAAUGUUGAUGGCUGCCAGCAAGGUUCAGAAUAACAUGGUAACUAUGGGAAUGACAGCUGAAAAAAGCAAGCGGGUGGUGUCUCCUGUAGGUAAAACCUCCACUUCCCAUACAGUAGCCAAAGUGACUACGACUGCAGUUGCAGUGACACGUCCUGCCUUAAGCUUGGCUACUCAGAAAGUAGUUAAUGGUGGAGCUACCAUCCUUCAGGCUUCAAAGCCUGCAUCAAUAGUGAACAGCAGUGGGGCAGUCAUUUCUCGCAGCCAAUCUAGUUUGGUGGAAGCUUUCAAUAAAAUUUUAAAUAGUAAAAAUCUUUUGCCAAGCUAUAGGCCAGACCUUAGUCCACCUGCAGAAUGGAGCCUAGGACUUCCCCCAACGGGCUACCGUUGCCUAGAGUGUGGUGAUUCAUUUGCUCUGGAGAAAAGUCUGGCGCGACAUUAUGACCGACGCAGCAUGAGGAUAGAAGUAACUUGCAAUCAUUGUGCGAAGCGGCUUGUUUUCUUCAACAAAUGUAGCUUGCUUUUACAUGCUCGCGAACAUAAGGAUCGAGGAUUGGUUAUGCAGUGCUCCCACCUAGUGAUGAAGCCUGUGUCUCUGGAGCAGAUGAUUGGACAACAGGAUGUGAUUCCUGUGGGCUCACUUACAACUACCCCUGUUGGUUUGUCAGUGGGAGUGCUUGGGACUGCUACUGCUACCAGUGGUGGGCUGUCUGCUGGAACUCAUGAAGGUGGGACUAAGACCCUAAUUUCAACUACAGUGAAGAAAAAUCUAGAUGUUCAGCAUCCUGCGCUUCCACUUAUCUUAAAAAAAGGAGAAUUUCUACAAUACCAUAAUUUGAAGUGCCCUGAAUGUAUGAAGCAGUUCAAAAGUAAACUAGAGCUGAUUUCUCACUUUCAAGAAGUGAAGCUGGAGUCAGGCAUGAGCUGUGCACAGUGCUCCCCGGCUUUGAUCCUCCCGAAUCCAUGUAGUGCUGCUGCCCAUACACGAAUGCACAAGCACCAGUCUCCUCACGUUUGCCCAGAGUGUGGUGGAAUUUCCAGAGCGACUAGCUUCCAGACCCAUCUCAAGGAUGCCUGCUUACACUUUUCAAGACGUGUUGGUUAUAAAUGUUCCAGCUGUCACGUUAUAUUUGGUGGCCUCAACUCCAUUAAAUCGCACAUUCAGACUGCACAUUGUGAAGUGUUUUAUAAGUGUCCCACAUGUCCCAUGGCUUUCAAGUCUGCAUCUGGUGCUCUGACACACAUUAAUACACAGCAUCCUGGUCUCAGCAGCCCACAACCAAAGAUGAUAUAUAAAUGUGUGAUGUGUGAUACUGUAUUCACUCACAAACCCUUGCUGCACACCCAUUUUGAUACACAUCUUGCAAAACAGAAGGUCCCUGUAUUCAAAUGUCCAGAUUGUACAAAGCUUUAUGCACAGAAGACAUCACUAAUGGAACAUGUAAAGAGCACUCAUCGUAGUCCUGUUAAUAAAGGGGACCCCCCAACUCCAUCCCAAACAUCUGCUUCUGUGCCACAAACCAAGGGGUCCAAGGAAAGUCGAUCUAACAUGAAUGAUGAUUUGCGGGACUCCAGUUCUUUUGGUGAAGAAGAUGAGGAUGAUGAGGAAGAGGUCUCCAGUUCCCCUGAAACCCGUCGUUAUAAGAUGUCCAAACGUCACAGCAAUACCAACAGAAGUAAAAAUAGCUCAGGCCGAGCUGCUAUGUCAGAAUGGACAUGUCGUAAAUGUCAUGCUUGGUUUCCAGAGAGAGAUGAAUAUAUUUCUCACAUGAAGAAGGAACAUGGCCAGGUAAGUUGAGCAUUCAGUGAUACAUGUCUUAUCAGCGGAAUUUUCCAUCCAUCCAUUAUCCAACCCGCUAUAUCCUAACUACAGGGUCACGGGUCCAACU
Messenger RNA from Polypterus senegalus (gray bichir), 4511 nucleotides. RefSeq names its product zinc finger protein 687b-like. The record is from RefSeq and is a predicted model, not a curated record. Bases 800 to 4420 code for a protein of 1206 amino acids. The transcript has 6 exons. NCBI's taxonomy places the organism in Eukaryota, Metazoa, Chordata, Cladistia, Polypteriformes, Polypteridae.